UUUGACUGUGGAACUUUGUACGUGUUUAAACCUUGCUACUGAAGGUAACUGGCAGAAUGUUGGAGUUGAAGUGAGAAGUGAGAUAGUUCUGUGACGCAGUUUGACAACUGUAUUCCCGCUUCGCUGGCAGAACGAAGUUUGCUUCUUUGACAAAAGGUCGACCAUGUUUGAACGGUAGAGCACAAGAUGGCGACUAGGAAAUCACGUGACUCGGACUGUAACAGUGUCAGCUUCCUCAAGUAUGUGUUGCAUAUCUUCAACGUGGUGUUUCUGUUGUCCGGAAUCGGAGUGCUCGGUGUCGGAAUCUGGACCGUGGCGGAGAAACAGCACUACGUUGCUUUGCUUACCAAUGCCACGUACGAGCUGGCCGCAUGGGUGCUGAUAGUCACAGGCUGCCUGGUGUUCGUCGUCACGGUGAUUGGAUGCCUCGGGGUGCUUCGAAACAACCGUUUCUUUAUUCUGGUGUACACGUUUGCGCUGCUGCUCAUCUUCCUUCUGGAGGCAAUGGUUGGCAUAAUGUCAUUCCUGUACGAGCCACACGUUGAGGAGGAAUUGCGCCUGAACCUGAACAAUACGUUCGUAGAAAACUACAAGCUGGACGAUAAGAAGACUAGUGCCAUAGAUCAGAUGCAGAUUGAGUACAAAUGCUGUGGUGCAAACCUGUUUGAAGACUGGCAGUACAGUUAUUGGCAAAAAGAAAACCUGUCUGAGGGGCUGAAGGUUCCGAACUCAUGCUGCAAGACCAUCACUCCACAUUGUGGGAAAAGUGACCAUCCGAGCAAUAUACACUACACGGGAUGCAGACACAGGCUGGCAGGUGAGAUUAGGGAUCAUCUCAUCAUCUUGAGUGCUGUCGGGCUUGGUAUCUGCGUGCUGCAGAUCUUCGGAAUGAUCUUUUCAUGUUGCCUGUACAUCAAGCUGAAGGACAUGUCUGACUAAAAUUUGCAUGACUGUAUAUAUGUAGAUAUGCCAUAGACUACUUGUUCAAAAAAAUAGGUGGGUUCCAAGAUAAGGUAAUUUUGGAAUCCCAUUCAUGGUUAUGGUAAUUGUAUAUAUAAAGCUGUGUGUAUUUAUUGAUGUUACAUAAAAUGACCCUCUGCAAUCCAUGGCACAAUGUAUUCUAGUACCACACUAAUCUAUGCAGUAAGAUUAAUAUGUAAAUAUUUAUGUGACUAUUGUAUUAAAUGAUUCCAGUUGAAAAUGUGCUUUGCAUUUUUUACACAUCAACUGUUUUAAAUUUUAAAAGCUUGUUUAAAUAUAACGUCAUUAGUAUCUGCAGUUUUUGAGGGGAGAUCUGAAUAUAAAAUGUUAUCAUAUAUGUCUCUAGUAACAACUGAAAGGUUCAAACACAACUGAAAUAAAAGCCUCUAUCUUGUGUCAGUUUAA
Messenger RNA from Zootermopsis nevadensis, 1386 nucleotides. RefSeq names its product CD151 antigen. The record is from RefSeq and is a predicted model, not a curated record. NCBI's taxonomy places the organism in Eukaryota, Metazoa, Arthropoda, Insecta, Blattodea, Termopsidae. Gene Ontology annotation, cellular component: plasma membrane.